AUGUUUACAAUUACGCUAACCUCCGUCACAAUACCUCCACUACCCCUUCUUAGCACUCAAUUCAUCUCUGAUGGUAACCGCUCUGCUUUGUGGGAAUCUAAUGUUGUACCGGCACUGAAAUGCUUCAAUCAAAGCAAUGCCAAAACAAUGGAUUGCCAAGUACUUGAAAAUUGCAUCUGCCUUCCAGCAGAGACAAAGGCAAACUGUAAAUGCAAGGACUUCAAUAUCGGAACUUGGUUCAGCAAUAUCCGUAACCAACUGCCUGCAGUUUUGCCAUCUCUAUCGUUUCGACAAGAUCCACAAACGAAGGUGCAAGCAAUUGUUCCCAGUAUGGAAACGUCAGAGAUAAUCCUAAACUUUCAUGAUACAAUACAAACACAACUAUUGGUUGACGAUGCAGUAUGCCAAGCCCGGGCUACCAAUUUAACAGGAUGUUAUAAUUCUGCAAAGGGAGCGAUAACAAAAGUUAUUUCUCUAUCUUCUCAAGAUAAUACGCAAGCCGAAGUCACGUGCGAAUCAUCAUUCUUCACGGUGCCAUGCAACACCACGGGGAUUUCUUCGAAACUGCGCUUUAGCUUUUCUCAAGCAAGAAUUCUCCUUGUCUGCCAGAUUUCUUGCGGACAAACGGUAACAUCAUUUGAGUUGGGUAGUGUGUUAAAAUUCACUACAUCACCUCAAGGACUAAUGGAACAAUUGGUCAGGGGAGAAACAAUAACGUACUCUGAAAUCCAAUGGCCAGAUUUCGGACAUAUAGCCACUAUAUUUCUGCAGUGGUAUAAGACUCUUAUUGCCGCAGCAGUGACACUUCUGGCUGUUGUAGUAUUGACGUACAGUUAUAUCCACAUACGGACUACGAAUUAUCCGAUGGGUGAUUAUCCGUUUAAUCAAAAUAAUUUUCGGCAUAGCAAACAUUUUUACAAAAUGCUGCUGUCUUGUGUGUUCAAAGACGAUAACAAACUCCCACAACAAGCAACAAUAAGCAAUAAAAAUUCGAUUUUUUUUUGUAAGUAUUUUUGUACAUAUUUCACUCAUCUUUUUCUCUACAGGAUCAACGACCAGUUCAAUAUGGCAAGUUCAAACUACACCAAGGAAUUCGAGUCAAUUACAAGACUAUGCGGACCGGCAACGCCCACACAGACUAUUGGAACUGAGAUAGGAAAAACGAUUUCCAACAUCUAUGGCCAAGUAAAAGUAGCCGGAACCCUCGACAACGGAUGGAAGCACCACAUAAUACAACACACCUGCUCAGAGGCCGGUGCAGGAGAACAAGUCUUCCUAAUCAACAGAUUCUUGAGGACAGCGAGUGUUACAAAGGAAAAGCUCAUCAACUUCACCAAGGGAUACUUUUAUCUUGACGGUCUCCUUCGCAAUAAAAGUACUCAAAAAUCGGCACUUAACAAAAUCAGAGGGAAAAAUAUCCAGAAGAAGGUGGAGAAGGAACUCGAGAGAUUGGACAAAAAUAUAGCCGACAUGGAAGUCGAACUCGAUCUAGUAGCAAAACAAAUCAGUGAGGAAAGGAGAGGUCUCAUUGAGAUAAAACACAUGCUGGCAGACCUGGAAAAAAGACUCGUCUCUUCAUUGAAGGACAACAAAGAUAAAAAUAAGAAAACGAUUCUUGAAAGAGAACAAUGCAUUAAUACGGUUAAAGAGCUAGAAAUCACGAAAGAAUCCAAUCAAGAAGCGAACCUCACGGAGGAACCUGAACAAGACAAUAAACACGAAAGGGAUGCAAUUAUGUCGGAUGAUGACUAUCUGACAUGA
Necator americanus (New World hookworm) is the source of this 1761-nucleotide messenger RNA. RefSeq lists its product as uncharacterized. The transcript has a single exon. Bases 1 to 1761 code for a protein of 586 amino acids. The record is from RefSeq and is a predicted model, not a curated record. Lineage: Eukaryota; Metazoa; Nematoda; Chromadorea; Rhabditida; Ancylostomatidae.